Cordyceps militaris CM01 is the source of this 183-nucleotide messenger RNA. RefSeq lists its product as uncharacterized. The record is from RefSeq and is a predicted model, not a curated record. The transcript has 2 exons. Bases 1 to 183 code for a protein of 60 amino acids. NCBI's taxonomy places the organism in Eukaryota, Fungi, Ascomycota, Sordariomycetes, Hypocreales, Cordycipitaceae.
AUGCUUGGCCGUGACAUAUGCUCUAUCUCUUCGAGGACCUUCUGGCAGCGUACCGAGUCCGGCAAGUUUGCAUCGCCAUUGAAGCCUCCUUUCCACAAUGGCAAAUCAGCCUGUCGCAUAUUGAUCCCUACCCAUUCUUCUAUUCACAGCUUGAACAACAUUGAUAAUGGCAACGCGACUUGA